Cygnus atratus (black swan) is the source of this 2600-nucleotide messenger RNA. RefSeq names its product Ral GEF with PH domain and SH3 binding motif 2 (gene RALGPS2). The record is from RefSeq and is a predicted model, not a curated record. Gene Ontology annotation, biological process: Ras protein signal transduction; positive regulation of GTPase activity. Gene Ontology annotation, cellular component: plasma membrane. The transcript is spliced from 20 exons. Bases 404 to 2158 code for a protein of 584 amino acids. Gene Ontology annotation, molecular function: guanyl-nucleotide exchange factor activity. Lineage: Eukaryota; Metazoa; Chordata; Aves; Anseriformes; Anatidae.
GGGGCGGCGGCCUCGCCGCAAGAUGGAGGGCUGUGGGGCGGGGGGGGGCGAGCCCGGCCGGCUCUCCCCUCUCUUUCUUUAUUACCGUUACCUUCUUUCCCGAUACCCGCAGGUCGUGGCCUGGGUCUGGGGGGAGUUGCGGUGACGUGAGGGGUCCGGGGUGCUCGCACAGAGCCAGGCCGGUCCGAGCACGGUGCCCCCCAGCAGGCAGGCGGCACCUUCACACAGCAGAGACAGGGAGAUGCUUUUUAUCUGACAGCAAAAACGUUUGGCGCCGGCCUUUCCUGGCAGCAGAUGCUGGAAAAGCGAUGAUAUAUUUUAAACCGAGGAAUGAUCAUUCAGUUGCCUUGGAGAUGAUGCUUCUGCUGUAAAUGUAGGGACGAGGACUAAUGGUGUGGGCAGUAUGGAUCUAAUGAACGGGCAGUCAAGCAGUGUUAAUAUUGCAGCUACUGCUUCAGAGAAGAGUAGCAGUUCUGAAUCUUUGAGUGACAAAGGUUCAGCUGAACUAAAGAAGAGCUUUGAUGCAGUGGUGUUUGAUGUUCUGAAGGUUACACCAGAAGAAUAUGCCGGUCAGAUAACACUAAUGGAUGUCCCUGUAUUUAAAGCAAUUCAACCAGAGGAGCUGGCAAGCUGUGGAUGGAAUAAAAAAGAGAAAUAUAGUUCUGCUCCAAAUGCAGUUGCUUUCACCAGAAGAUUCAAUCAUGUAAGCUUCUGGGUUGUCAGAGAGAUUCUACAUGCACAAACGUUAAAAAUAAGAGCUGAGGUUUUGAGCCACUAUAUUAAAACUGCAAAGAAACUGUAUGAGCUGAAUAAUCUGCAUGCUCUCAUGGCAGUUGUGUCAGGCCUACAGAGUGCACCGAUCUUCAGGCUGACUAAAACAUGGGCGUUAUUGAGUCGGAAGGAUAAAGCCACCUUUGAAAAGUUGGAAUAUGUUAUGAGUAAAGAAGAUAACUACAAAAGGCUUAGAGACUAUAUCAGCAGCUUGAAGAUGACUCCAUGUAUUCCCUAUUUAGGUAUUUAUCUGUCAGACUUGACGUAUAUUGAUUCUGCAUACCCGUCAACAGGGAGCAUUCUGGAAAGUGAGCAAAGAACAAAUUUAAUGAACAACAUCCUCCGAAUUAUCUCAGAUUUACAGCAGUCGUGCGAAUAUGAUAUUCCUCUGUUGCCUCAUGUCCAAAAAUAUCUAAACUCAGUUCAGUACAUAGAAGAGCUACAAAAGUUUGUAGAAGAUGACAAUUACAAACUUUCAUUAAAGAUAGAACCAGGGACCAGCACCCCCCACUCUGCUGCAUCCAGAGAAGAUUUAGUAGGCUCUGAAGUCGGAGCAUCUCCACAAAGCGGACGGAGAAAUGUUGCAGCUGAAGGAGCUUUGCUGCCACCAACACCCCCUUCACCUAGAAACUUGAUUCCACAUGGACACAGGAAAUGUCACAGUCUGGGAUACAAUUUCAUACACAAGAUGAAUACGGCUGAAUUUAAAAGUGCAACGUUUCCCAACGCAGGACCAAGACACCUACUGGAUGACAGUGUCAUGGAGCCUCAUGUCCCAUCCAGAGGGCAAGCAGAAAGCUCUACUCUUUCUAGCGGAAUUUCAAUAGGUAGCAGUGAUGGUUCUGAACUCAGUGAAGAGACGUCCUGGCCAGCAUUUGAAAGGAACAGGUUGUACCAUUCUCUCGGUCCGGGGACAAGAGUGUCACGAAAUGGCUAUCGAGGCCACGUGAAGGCCAGCAGCUCUCUAGAAUCUGAAGAUUUGGCUGUUCAUUUGUAUCCAGGAGCAGUUACUAUUCAAGGUGUUCUCAGGAGGAAGACUUUGUUGAAAGAAGGCAAAAAACCAACAGUAGCAUCUUGGACAAAAUACUGGGUAGCACUGUGUGGAACCCAACUCUUUUACUAUGCUGCAAAAUCUCUGAAGGCUACCGAAAGAAAACACUUCAAAUCCACACCAAGUAAGAACGUGUCAGUGGUGGGCUGGAUGGUGAUGAUGGCAGAUGACCCUGAACAUCCAGAUCUCUUCUUAUUAACUGAUUCUGAGAAAGGAAAUUCCUACAAAUUUCAAGCUGGAAAUAGAAUGAAUGCAAUGCUCUGGUUUAAACACCUGAGUGCUGCCUGCCAAAGCAACAGACAACAGGUUCCUGCCAACUUGAUGACCUUUGAAUAGCAGGCUAAUACAAAAACAAACAAACAGAGAACAAUUUAAACCAUCUCAUAAUUGAGAAUGAGGUCCUGAUGGAAAAUGUGCCAGCUGCAGUCUGUGCCAGAACAGAGCUUGUCAAGUUGAUCUGAACUCUGGAGCCCUGAACAAAACUACUAAUGGCUGGGGAGUAGAGUCCCCCAAAUGAAAAAUGGAGUUGCAACACGAAUUGCCAUGGACCAUGCUUUGUUAAAUUCUCUGAACUGACUUGUGGAAACCACUGCCUUAAAGAGUGAAAGGAAAAACAACAAUGAAAACACCAAAUAGUGUGUGUGAAACUUCUGGCGGUGCUGUGCUUGAGUUAAAUAGAUUGUAGCUUGUUUGAGUUUCUUUUAACUUUAUACUAAUUUUGAAAAUAACUCACCUUUUUAGGUAUUCUUAAGAAAGCAAGUAAACUGGUAUUUAACGA